CCCAUAUUCACCAUAGUCGCAUCUGCACCGGUGACAAAACGCCAUCCCCGAUAUCUCUCCACUGUGCCUGCCCAUUCACUAGCCACAGCCAUGCCUCCCAAGAACAAAGGCAAAGGCAAAGACUCUGGAGGCGACAGCAAAGGCGACAGCAAAUCCAAGCUCAAGCCCGCGACCAGCAUCAACGUGCGGCACAUUCUGUGCGAGAAACACAGCAAGAAAGAGGAGGCGCUGGAGAAGCUGAGGAAUGGCGCAAAGUUCGAUGAGGUCGCAAGAGAAAUGAGCGAGGACAAGGCCCGGCAAGGCGGCUCCCUCGGCUGGAAAGUCCGUGGCAGCCUCCUCGCCGACUUCGAGAAAGUCGCCUACGACCUCGAACCCAGCACAACGGGGAGUCCCAAGCUAGGCGAGGUCAAGACGUCUGAGGGGUACCACAUCAUCAUGGUGGAGGGGCGGAAGUGAUUGGCAUGGGAGACGGAAUGUGUGGGGAAGCACCGUCGGACAAGGGAAAUAUCCUACCUACCGUUCAUGAAGUUGAGAUGAGUUGGCGAGUCCGGCGCGGAAGCCAGCUGAGCAUCCAUAGCGUACCAGCCAUCAGACCAUCAUGCGUACAACAGAACCUGGCACAACAGAGACAGUUCAACCCAAAGGAUAAUGUUUCAUCACACAUGCCAUUACUACGUAUGGACAAUCCGCCGUUUCCUGUCUGUCAUUCAUGACUUGCUCCAAAUUUCAUGCACACAUGUGCUAAAGACC
Molecule: messenger RNA, 750 nt
Organism: Paraphaeosphaeria sporulosa
Lineage: Eukaryota; Fungi; Ascomycota; Dothideomycetes; Pleosporales; Didymosphaeriaceae
Product: FKBP-like protein
Exons: 3
Coding region: 91-456 (121 amino acids)
Biological process (GO): rRNA processing
Molecular function (GO): DNA binding; peptidyl-prolyl cis-trans isomerase activity
Source: RefSeq, a predicted model, not a curated record